AUGAUGUCAGAAUGUCACAAGUAAUGUAACUAUAUGAGAUACAUUAAAAGACAAAACCUAUUUAGAGUAUACUUAGAUUUGGGAAAAUAAAUGUGCUACACUAGGUGCUUGUACAAGUUAUGAUGGUAUAAAUAUAAAUGCAGAUGAUAAUUUAUUAAUACUGAAAAAUUUAUAUAUUUUUUAAAUAUAUUACCAAAAAAUCAGAGCCUAGACAUGUGAGGACAACCGUAAUAAUUAAAGUGGAUGCGCAAAAAAUGUUGAAGAUUGCUUAUACUAUUAAACUAAAAGUUAAGAAAAAAUCACUUUUGCAUUAUGUACACUCCCAGAAGAUUAAGCAUCUGAUACUGAAAAUAAGGAUUGUGUGAAGGAAUUACCGAUACAAGAGACUAUAAAUGCAAAUUGGAUAGUAUAAAAUGUGCAAAUAGAGAAUGCAGCGAUUUACCAACAGCCAACUUAACUUUUACACUAUUUCUGA
Molecule: messenger RNA, 475 nt
Organism: Paramecium pentaurelia
Lineage: Eukaryota; Ciliophora; Oligohymenophorea; Peniculida; Parameciidae
Source: the annotation of a GenBank genome assembly